Messenger RNA from Anopheles darlingi, 1152 nucleotides. RefSeq lists its product as uncharacterized. The transcript is spliced from 3 exons. Bases 531 to 938 code for a protein of 135 amino acids. The record is from RefSeq and is a predicted model, not a curated record. Lineage: Eukaryota; Metazoa; Arthropoda; Insecta; Diptera; Culicidae.
AACUGAUAACCGCACAAAUCGAGCAGCCUUCAGGGUGUGUGGGCCUGGCGUGCUCCUGUUCCAUAGAUUUACAUCCCAUCAGGUGAGCUGGUGGGCUACGGGAACGUCUCCUUCUCCAGGGGCGCAACCAGGCGUGAUACUCCGGCGUGAUGGCCCGACCGAGCGCACCGCACAAGCGAGAUGCCCCACCAGCACCACUACCAUCGUGUUGAUCCGUUCAAGGAUCCGUCCGGCCGACGAGUGGUCAAGCGCCAGCCCGUGGCUUGGCGUCGGUUUUCGUUUUUCGUGUUAUUUCGUGGUCCAAGAGGUGCGCCAAAGCGAUCAUCGCUGAUGAUGAUGACGAUGAUGCGUUCGUAUAAAAUGCAGGCUCGGGUGUUUGGACCGAAUCAGUCCGCUCGUCCACGUCGCCUCGUCCGCAGUUGUCGUUCUGCAACAACAACGUGUUGUGUUUAUUGUGGAAAAGUUUGUGUUCGUGUGUGUGUGUGUGUGUGUGAGAGAUUGUUCUGUAGCUUUCUCUGCAGUCAGAAAGGAUGAAACUGUUCCGAAGCGCCAGCAGUGCCCUGCUGUUUGUCCUGAUCGUUGGCCUCGCCUGGAGUCAACAGCUCGAGCAGGAGGAUGAAACGAACGAUCUGGAGACAGCGGAAUCGGCUUUCCACAUCGAUCCGAAGACUGUAAUCUUCACGGGACUGGCCGGAAUCGGUGCACUGGUCGUGAAAGGCGUUGGCCUAGGGAAGCUACUGUUGCUGGCCAAGGCUGGCAGUAGCUUCGGCAACAGCCACAGCUCGUCCAGCAGCUGGGACAGUUCCUCUUCUUCCUCUUCCCAUCCUUCCUAUCCUUCGUACAAGUCGUACUCGAGCAGCUACUCCUCGGAUGAGCCCAAGUCCACCUCCUACUCGGGCUCGCUCAAAGUGACCGGUUCGCUGUCGCCGGUGCACUAGCGCGCGGGCACAGGUGUGGCGCCGGCGAACGGUUUCGCGGUUUGCUGGUUGGAGAGCAGCGGAAGGACAGCUCCUGUAAUUUACACCUAAGAUUAGGCAUCGCGCGCUAGGGCGAUCUAUGGGAUUGCAUAUAGAUGGUACGAUCGUAAUGGCACAGAGCAUAUAGUAAAACUCGUUACCGUAAAUUAUAAGUCACCAUCACCAACGAACCGUA